Eimeria acervulina is the source of this 4275-nucleotide messenger RNA. RefSeq lists its product as hypothetical. The record is from RefSeq and is a predicted model, not a curated record. The coding region runs from base 1 to 4275 and encodes 1424 amino acids. The transcript has 11 exons. NCBI's taxonomy places the organism in Eukaryota, Apicomplexa, Conoidasida, Eucoccidiorida, Eimeriidae.
AUGGAGCCCCCCGAGACAGCAGCGGCAGCAACAGCAGCAGCAGCAGCAGCAGCAGCAGCAACAGCAACGGACUCAGGGGCUCCUGACCUUCCGCCUGCCGCUGCUGAUCAGGGGUCCCCCUGUUCUUUUGGGGGGGCCCCCCGAGGGCCCCCAGCUUCAACCCUGCUGCGGGUGUGGGGGCCAGACAAAGGAGACAAAGGAGGAGACAGGGGGGCCCCCCGCAUAGCAGCAGAUGCAGCAGAACCGGGGGCCCCCCCCACCCUCAUCGCUGCACUCCUUGAUGAAUUCUAUGGGGCCCUUGCUGCAGAAGAAGAGCUGCUGCUGCAGCAGGAGCAGCAGCAACUGCAGCAGGCUAGGACCCCAGAGGAGCACCAACAAGAAGACAACCCCCAACAAACGCAGCAACAGCAGCAGCAGCACGAGCAGCAGGAGAAGCAGCAGCAGCAGCAGCAGCAACUGCAGCAACGGCGGCAGCAACGGUACUCUUCGGGUCGCCCUCAUUGGCGCUCUGUCUAUACACUGCAGUGCAGGCAGCAUUUGCUGCAGCAGCUGCAGCAGCUGCGGGAAAUCAACAAGCAGCAACAGCAGCAGCAGCAGCAGCAGAAGCAGAAGUUUGCGGGGGGCCCCUUAGAUGGAGUUGCAGUUUUGCUGCUGCAACCCCACAACCUGCAGGGGGCCCCUUCUCGGCGUCUGGCUGCUGCUGCACGGAAGGCCCUCAAUGAAGCACAUGGGGCCCCCCAAGACCCUGCUGCUGCUGCUCUUCUGCAGCAGCAACGGCGAGCAGCAGCAGCAGCAGCAACAGCAUUGAGGCAGCAAAGAAGAGGCAAUGGCAGGCGAAAGUACGGGAGAAGGGGGGCCCCCGCCCCUGUAAAGAGGGGCCCCUUGUCAGGUCUUGUUUCUCCUAAGAGAGAGUCUCCACAUGCUGCUGUUGCUGCUGCUGCACCUGCAGCAGCAGGUGCUGUUGCUGCUGCUGCUGAAGGGCCUCCUCUAACCCGCCGCGCCAGCCGCGCGGUGCGUAGCGGGAGUCAGCAGCCGGCAGCAGCAGCAGCAACAGCAGCAGCAGCAGCAACAGCAGCAGCAGCAAGAGGGUGCGAAGAGACCGGAGAGUCUGCAUUAGGAGUUGCUGAGACUCCACCAGGUGCAGCAGAAUCAGCAGCAGCAGCAGCAGCAACAGCAGCAGCAGCAGCAGCUCUUCGUGAGGUGUUGGGGUGCCCGCCAGGGGUCUCCUUGUCUCCUUUGCCUCGACGUCUCUUCCGCUGCUGCGUCUGCUACGAGUUCUUUCCUACUAGCGAUUUGCUGCUGCAGCAUGUGGGGCCCCUACCUCUACUAUCAGCUAAGAGGGCCCUCCUGAGGGGCCCCCUGCAGCCUGAAGUUAAAGAGGGUACUGGGGGGCCCCCGGGGGCCCCCCGGCGUUCGCGGGGGCCCCAUGAUCUGUGGGGUGCUGCAGCAGUUGAAGCAAAAAGAAAGGGCUGCGCCUCUAUAGAGUGGAAGGAAGGCUACCCCGGCUAUCCGCCUUCGGGUCGUCGUUUUUUGUCUCCAUCUUCGCUCUUCUUUCUUCACUCUCUUCCUCUUUGGUUGGGGGCCCUCCCUGAGGCCCUCCUCUCUGCGCAUGCAGAGGCGAGGGGCCCCCUUGCGGUGUAUGUGGAGGACAGAUUCAUAGACGGCAAACCCCGGUUAGGAGACGAAGAUCAAACCCCUCGGCUUUCUAUGGAGCCGUAUGCUGAGGAGUUGAGGGCCAACUUGCAGCAGGAGUUAGAGAAGAUAUUUCCUGAGUUUGUCGUUACUUAUUUGCCUGACUGGAGCAAAGUCCGAGUCGUAAAGGGAGAGCAGGAGACAGCUCUGCAUGCAGACCACACACUGCAACACCUCCUCUCCGGCGCGGAAGGCACCCAGCAAAUGACGGUAAUAACAACGUGGGUUUGUUUGAGUGUCUCGGGGCCCCUAGACGGCAUUUGUUUUUUCUUACCGAAGGCAGAGGGGGGCCCCCUUGCUGGGGAGGGCCUCUGGGGGGCCCUCAGAGCACAGCCAGGCACCACAGCGAUAUUUCUAGAGACAGCGCCUCACGGGUGUUUUAAGGCGAAGGGCAAGGGGCUUCGACUGAGUUGUGAUUUAAGGUGGGCUCUCUCUGCCCGGGGGGCCUCUUUAGGGCCCCCUAUUGCUGCUGCUGCUGCUGCUGCUGCUGCUGCUCUCGGAUCGAUGAAGAAUCAUCAGUGCCAUCUCUGUCAUCUACCCGCACAAGGGCAGACACCCCGGUGGGCAUCACCGGAUUCAAAUUGGCUGUUCUCUCCCAACGGCGCUGCAGCUCCGAUUGCUGCAGCUGAGGUGUAUGUACAGCGCAGCAGCAAAAGCAGCAACAAGGUCGAGGUCUCUCUUCGUUCCUUUGGCUUGCCCGUUCAGCUGCUGCAGCAACAGUCUGGGGGCCCCCCUCUCCAGCUGGGGGCCCCCAUGCCUAUGCCUAUGGGGGCCCCCCACUGGGGGCCCCCUACCCGCUUCAAUAUAAACCGUGCUUUACAACACAAACCCUAUAAAGGCUUCAACUUGUCACUACUCAGGUACUUGUGGCAGCAACGGGGGGCCCCCCUGGGGGCCCCCCAGGCCCCUACAGCCCCUAAUGGGGCCCCCCAGGGCCCCUCGUCCCCUGGGGAAGACCCCGAGGCCCCCUUGGGGGCCCCUCAGGGGGCCUCCGAGACAAAGAAUGAGGGGGAGGCCCCUAAAGGUAGCGUUGUUAUGAUGAAGAGGUGUACAGACACCGCAGAAGCACUAGAAGCAAAUUGGAGACGGAGAUUAAAACAUUUGUCGCUUUGUUUUGCUGAGGAAGGGGCCCCUCCUUCGGCAGCUGCAGCAGCAGGAUCUGCUGCUGCCCUAGCAGCAGCAGCAGCAGCGGCAGCAGCAGCAGCAGAUGGGCCUUACCGCACAGCCUUAGAAGCAGCAGUACGAGAGGAAGCUGCAGCAUUAGAGAACCUGAGACGCACCCCUUUUGCUGCUGUCUAUGGGGAUAUUUGCGUGCAGCGGCAUUUGCUGCUGCUGCAGCAGCAAAUGCAGCAGCACAUGAAGAUAGCCCAAGAGAGAUUCCGGGCCAUUACUGCAGCAGCAGCAGCAACAACAACAACAGCCGGAGGGCCUCAAACUAGGGGCACGAGGGGGGGCCCCCGGGGACCCCCCUCUGUAGCCGAAGCAGCUGCUGCUGAGACUGAAGUGUCUCCUUUUCUCACCGACUCAAACAGCAGCUCGAUUGCCGAUACACCCCAACAGCAACAGCAACAGCAGCAGCAGCAACAGCAGCAAAGCCAGCAGCAGCAUGUGGCGCAGCAGGAGGAGACAGGAGAAGGGGACGGUUGCGAUUCGAAGGGGCCCUCCUCUUUGUCUCCUGCUGCUGCAAGGCGAUCAAGUGUACGGGGGCCCCCGGGGCCUUCGGGGGGGCCCCCAGGGGGGCCCCCUGGGGGUCCCCCCCUGUCCCCUAGUGGGUCAUCACGGAGGGUACUGCGGAGGGGCCCCCGGGUGGGUUCGUUGGGGGCCCUUUGCGAGGUGGACAGCCUACUGAGGCCAACGCCUCUGGGGUUAAGCUCUGCAGGGGCCUCGUCUUUGUCUCUUUCUGUUGCUAGCAGCAAACUAAACAUGAAUGCCUAUGAGCAUAAUGCGGUUAUUGUCGGCGCCUUCUGUCUCUCUUUUGGCGGUGUAUUUGCUGCUGCAGCACAGCAGGGGGGCCCCCGUACACCCCCACAACUCUCGCCUAAAGGAGGGGCCCUCAACUAUGCGUUGUCCUCUUCUAAUGUAUGCAAUCAGGGGCCCCCAAUGGGGCUACAUGGAGAGGGGCCCCCCUUCUUCGGGCCCCUUAGCGAUGCAACUGCUGCAGAUUUAAAAUUAGGGAGAGCUGUGCUUCGUCUGCUGCAGCAAAGGGAAGAAGGAAGGGGCACCAAGCGCCCCCAAGACACCCCACAAAUAAGAGACACCAGCAGCAGCAGCAGCAGCAGCAGCAGCAAGGAGUUUGCAAGCUGUUGCAUGCACACAUUCGAUGGGGCUGCAGCAAAUAGCCUCCCUGAACUUAAUGCGGGGGCCCUAUGCAAAGUCUGUCCCUUCUCAGUGCCUCUUGUUAGCCGUAGGAGGGGCUGGGGGGCCCCCCAGCAGCAGCCAAGGGGGGGCCCCCGCAAACGCGGGGGCCCCCCUGCGCACCCCUAUCGGGGGGCCCCCUCAGAGGGACGCCGUGAAGGGGGAGGGGGCCCCCAUAUCACCCGUGGAGGCAGACGUUCUGUUCCUUCUCCUCUAUUUGACCUGUAA